Messenger RNA from Paramecium sonneborni, 2357 nucleotides. The record is from the annotation of a GenBank genome assembly. Lineage: Eukaryota; Ciliophora; Oligohymenophorea; Peniculida; Parameciidae.
AUGCAGAAAUAAUUAAGUGCUUAUGAUUAGUACAAUAUUUAUAUAAAAAUAUAGAUUAGAAUAAUUGUACUAAAGAAAUGAUAUUGUAAUUUCUGAUUAUCAAUCUGCUUUAUCUAAUUAGAUUCUUUUAUUCAGCACCUCUAAGAUGGAUUAAGAUAAGACUUUUAUUUAAAUUUAGACUGAUCAAAUUUCAACUCAAAUAGGUAUUCAAUAUUGAAUAUUCAGCUACUGUUAAUGUACCAAAUGCAAAAUAAAUUCAUCUCAAAGAUUUGUAAAGUUAAGAAUUCACUUAGAUAUUUUCAUAAAAUUAAGAAAUUAUUUUAUACUAGUUUAUGCAUUCUUCUCAAACUAUAUCAAUUAGUUAUCUUGAAUUUCUUGAAUCAUUUGCUAUCACCUAUAAUGGAUUUACAAUAAUAGUAGAAAAUGAACAAGACAUUCAUAAAUAAUAGUAUCCUAAAUAUAGAGAAAGAUUUAUUUCAAAUGUUUCAACCUUCUUUGGAAUUUUGUAAAAAUUAAGUAUGGCCUCUUUUUGUAAUUUUAAAAAAGAUUUAUCUAAUAGAAGCUUAAUUGGUAUUUGUUGCUAUAAAUCUAUAUAAUGGCUAGGAAUAGUUGAACAUUAUGGUUCAGAAAAAUUGUUACCUCCUAAUGUAGUCAAAAAUUUUUUGUAAAAAUAUAACUUAGAAUUUGUUUUUGUCAAAUGCUAUAAAAAUUUGAGUCAUAAUUCUUUAUAAUAAAUUUAUCAAGAAAUAAGAAAUUAAUUAUUGUUUGAUUUUAAUGAAAUGAAUAGAGGAUCAACGAUAUAUCUAUGGAGUUAAGAAUAAUUUUUAGGAUGUUAUUUCAUUGGGCAUAAGCAUUAUGAAAUAUUAGAAACUGUCAAAAGAAUGUUAAUAGAUAAAAGAAACAUAUAAGGACCAUUUACUUUUCUUGGUGAAUAUGAUCUGAGCAGAGAUGAAACUUAAUUUUAUAAGAAGUACAUCUAAAGAAUAUUACAGGAAAAUUAAUAGGAUUAAACUUUUUCUAAUCUUACUUCUAUUAUUUUUAAUAAUAUUUUACAUGAUUAAUUUAAAUUUAACUUUAAAUUUGAAAAUAGAUAUCCAUUAUCAUUUUGCAUGAAGCCUACCUUGAUAGUUAUAAUUCCAAUAGGUUUUAAUCUCACAGGAUUAGGAUUCGAUAGAUUAUUUUAAUCAUUGUAAUAAACAUUUUUCUUUGUCAAAAAAAUAAAAUCUCCUGACCAAAUUACUAAUCAUUAUUAAAUUUACUGUUUUGAUAAGUGUUUUUGUUUGGAUUAAUCAUUAAAAUUAAUUGAUUAUCUAAAAAAAAAGAAAAACAUAAAGACGAUCGGCCUCUUGUAAGAAAAUAAUUAAUAAAAUUAUAAACUAAAGAAUGGAAUAUUUUUUCCUUUUUCAUUUGAUUAUAUAUCUUAUAGUUUAAUAGAGUCAUCAAAAAAUUAUGAUGAUUUUUAAGAUACUAUUAAAAUUUUAUUAUCUUAUUAAGAUCAAGAUAUGAAGUAAUUACCUCUAGAUGAAUUAUUAUAUAUUUCAAUUAUGCCAGAAGACUAAAAUUAAAGAAAAAAUAAUUUCUUAUGCUCUGAAUAGGAUGUUAUAGAAAUUAUUUUUAACAAAAAUCUUAAUAUGGAUUAAACUCAUAAUCAUUUUUUAAGUUUGAGAAAGAAUUCUUCUUUUUUUAAAGAUUAAAAUUUGUAAGUACUACAGCAAUUAUUCCAAAGGUAAAGUUUUAAAUUAAUUGCUGAUAUAGAAGCUUAAAUGAAAAUAUUUUUGUUAAACCCUAAAACAUCAAAAUCAUAUGUAAUUAUUACAACUGAAUAAUAUAAACCAGAAUUGAUAAAGAAUAGAUCAAAUUAAUACAUUAUCUCUAAUGAUAGUUGGAAAGAAAUAGAGGAUUAUGUACUUGAUUCAUUGGAGUUAGUAAGUUAAAAAUAUAAAUAGAAUGAGAGUUUAUCUUAAACAUUAGAAAUUUUAACUAAAUAAUUUCUAGAAUGUGGUCAGGUAGUUUAUAAAAAUAAUUUAAAUCCUUUAUCAAUAUUGAAUAAACAUUAAAAAAUGUUUUAUGUAAAAAUGUAAAUUGUUGUAAUUGUACUAAAUGGAAUUAUAAUAAUACUACCUUAAGAUUUGAAAUUAUUUUAGGGAAUAACAAUUUACACAAAAAAAUUAGAAGCUUCAAAUAUGUUAGAUAUUUUAAAUAUUUUGAAGGUGAAUAUAGAGAUACUUUAAUAAGAAAAUAAAUCUGAGAGAUUUAUUUUAGAUUAGUAAUUUUAAUUUAACAAUCAAGAUUGGAAUGCAUAUAUUGUAAAAUUUUAAUCACCUGAAAUUAAUUUUGAGAAUUUAUAGUAAGAAUGA